Molecule: messenger RNA, 1907 nt
Organism: Cucumis sativus (cucumber)
Lineage: Eukaryota; Viridiplantae; Streptophyta; Magnoliopsida; Cucurbitales; Cucurbitaceae
Product: probable aminotransferase ACS10
Exons: 4
Coding region: 237-1883 (548 amino acids)
Biological process (GO): amino acid metabolic process; biosynthetic process
Molecular function (GO): pyridoxal phosphate binding; aromatic-amino-acid:2-oxoglutarate transaminase activity; L-aspartate:2-oxoglutarate transaminase activity
Source: RefSeq, a predicted model, not a curated record
GGACAAAUUCAUCGCCGCCUUAAAGCCCAAAGAAUCGGCGCGGAAAGUACCAAUGUAAUAUAAAUUCUUUUAUUUUUUAAAUUUAUUUUCAAAUUAUUCAAUUUUGUCAUUUCUGCUCCUCCCCUGCCGCCCGCCGGAAUUUUCCAUGUCUAUCCGGUGAAAGAACCAACUUCAUAAUCUCGCCCUUGCCGGUGGCAGUUUCUGUUUGGUUUCCGGUGAAUUGAAAUGACUCUGCAAUGACCCAGACCCGAUUCUUCAGAACUCGCAAUUCCAAAUCGGACAAAGAAGCAGAACCCACCACAAGCAGUGGCGGAGGAGCCGCCAUGAGAGUCAUAGUGCCUCUGCAAGGCGUCGUUCAAGGAAGAGGUGGCGUCGUUUUGGGCUCUGUUAUACCUUGCGUUCUCUUCUACUUUCUUCAGCUAUACUUGAAACGGAACCGGUCCGACCCCACCCGGGACCCUCCUUCUUCACCGGAAGUGGAUUCUUCGGGGGACUCUUCGCCGUCGUCUAGUAAUCAGUUCGUGGAGCUCUCUGUACUGCCUCGAACAUUGUCUCGGAAUUUUCUCUCGCCGAGGUCGUCUGGGCCGGUUUGCGUUUCGGGUCGGGCUAAUUCGAUUUCUAGAGUUGGGGAUUCUUCGAUUUUCGUUGGAAUGAGAAGGUUCUUGGAGGACUCAUUUGAUGAAUUGGAUAAUCCGACGGGGAUUAUUCAGCUUUCUGUUGCUGAGAAUAAGUUAUCCUCGGACUUGGUGCAAAAUUGGCUAACGGAGAAUGGAAGAGAUGCUAUAUUAGGGGUGAAUCACAAUGAGCUGAGUGUAGCUGGGACUGUUUGUUAUCAGCCUUCAGAUGGAUUGAAGGAUUUGAAACUGGCUGUAGCAAGUUUCAUGUCUCAAGUUGUAGGGAACUCUGUUUCAUUCAACCCUUCCCAGUUAGUAUUUACGACCGGAGUGACCUCUGCAAUCGAAACUCUUUGCUUUUGCAUAGCAGACCCAGGGAAUGCAUUUCUUGUUCCUACGCCAUAUUACCCUGGCCUUGACAAUGAUGUAAAAUGGCGAACUGGGGUGGAGAUAGUACCCGUUCCCUGCCGCAGUGCCGAUAACUUCAGUUUAAGCAUAACUUCUCUUGAUCGAGCAUUCCACCAGGCAAGGAAUCGUGGCCUUAAAGUUCGUGGAAUUAUUAUCUCAAAUCCCUCAAUUCCCGUUGGAAAUCAACUAAAUAGAGAAACACUCUACGACCUUCUAGACUUUGCCAGGGAGAAAAACAUCCAUAUCAUAUCAAAUGAAAUAUUUGUAGGAUCAACCUAUGGAAGUGAAGAGUUUGUGAGCAUGGCUGAAAUGAUCAAUUUAGAAGACAAUGACCGAGACAGAGUUCAUAUUACAUAUGGCCUAUCUGAAGACAUGUCACUUCCUGGUUUUAGGGUUGCUGCAAUCUACUCUUUAAAUGAGAAUAUCCUGGCUGCUGCUCGAAAACUGGCAAGGUUCUCAUCUGUUUCUGCCAUAACCCAGAACCUGCUUUCCUCUAUGCUUUCAGAUACGCAAUUCAUUCAGAGGUUCAUUCGGACCAAUCGAGAGAGGCUUGGAGAAAUGAAUAGUAAAUUCACUGCAGGGCUGAAGGAACUCGACAUCAAAUGUGCAAAGAGCAAUGGUGGUUUCUACUGCUGGGCGGAUAUGAGCAAGUUAAUCCGUUCUUACAGCGAGAAAGGGGAACUUGAGCUCUGGGAAAAGUUGUUGGAUAUAGGUAAAGUUAGUGUUACCCCUGGCUCUUGUUGUAAUUGUAUUGAACCGGGAUGGUUUGGAUUCUGUUUUACAGCUUUGAUAGAUAAAGAAAUACCAAUUGUUAUGGACCGAAUUCGGAGAAUUUCCGAAGCUUGUAAAUCUUAUACUUGAAAUGCAAUUAUUGUUCUGUAGAUA